Molecule: messenger RNA, 6700 nt
Organism: Cololabis saira (Pacific saury)
Lineage: Eukaryota; Metazoa; Chordata; Actinopteri; Beloniformes; Belonidae
Product: adenylate cyclase type 6-like
Exons: 24
Coding region: 840-4412 (1190 amino acids)
Biological process (GO): adenylate cyclase-inhibiting G protein-coupled receptor signaling pathway; intracellular signal transduction; adenylate cyclase-activating G protein-coupled receptor signaling pathway
Cellular component (GO): plasma membrane
Molecular function (GO): adenylate cyclase activity
Source: RefSeq, a predicted model, not a curated record
CGUUUCGUUGUAGGUCGGCUGAACUGAAGUGCAGUUAGAUGAUACAGUCGGAAAAAAUGCCAACAGCUGACUGGCACUCCAGUGUUCUGCUGUUAUGACUGCGGCGGUGCUGGGCAGCCGGAGCACUUCUGCAGGACUCAACACAAUAACAUUACCCUGCGAGGAGGCUUAUGCAGAAAUCAUACAUACACACUUUUAUUGUGAUGCAUUUGUUGUAGAAUAAAGCAGAUGUUUGCAUUCGAACCGCCAGUAUUUCCCCACAUCCCCCCUCCCCACCCCCCCCCCCCACCGUCUUUAGUGUCCUACAGUCUUAACAUGACAUACACGUUUUUGUUGCAAGAGACAGGCCUAUGAAAUUCAAACUGUCCAUGUACACUAGAACAGAUUGUCAGUAUCUGCAUGUGUCCUAUAAACAGAACGGCACACCAUUGUGCUAUCUAGUGAUCCACUGCCAAGACUAUAAAGUUGCAUGACGGAAUGUUUUAGUCCUGAUAAGUUGGUGAUGUGUGCCGAGCUGCACUCUGUUCUGCAGCCCACAGAUUCCAGGCAUACAUCAACUUACCCGGUCCUACGCCGUCUCCAUGUGAACUGUGGUUAAAGGGACUACAUGUGAACACUGAGAGCUGUCGACUUUCCCUGCAGGCUACUUGGAAAACAUCUUUUGUAGAUGUGCUAGGUGGUGUAUAGGGUUGACACAAAAAGACAAGAAGAACGGCUCAAAGACAGACACACCUCUGAUGCCUCUGGCCAGUGUGAGCUCAUGGUGUGUGCUCGCUGGGACAAACUAGUCGUCUGGCUGAAGAGCGCUGUGUUUCUACACACAGUAAAGCCCACACAGGAUGUCGUGGGCCAGAAGUCUCUUUGUAGGCAGAGAGGAAGAGCAAAAGACAACAUGGGGAGAACGCAAUGGCAAAAAGAGGCAGGACAGCUCGUCACUAUGCAACCCACGUUACAUGAGCUGCCUGAGGGACCCGGAGGAUGUAGAGACCCCUAAUGCAGCCCCUCAGCAAUACAACUGUGGUGCAGGUACCAGCGGGGGCAGCUUCGGCGUGCGUUGUGCCUGGCAGGAGGACCACUAUGGCAAAAGGAUCGUCGGCGGAGGGGAUCUGGGUCUAAAGGCCGUGGACCUGGGCUUUGAGGAUGGUGAGCUGAAAGGCAAAAAAGAGGAAGAAUUAGGGGAAUUAGCAGACAGCGGUUGCAAAAAAAUGACUGCUGCAGACUGUUGGAGGCAGUUUUUGUGGGUUUUCAGAUCCAAAAAAUUUCAAUCCACCAAGCUGGAACGUCUGUACCAGCGCUAUUUCUUCAGACUCAACCAGAGCUCUCUGACCAUGCUAAUGGGAGUGCUGGUGGUGGUGUGUGGAGUCAUGCUCGCCUUCCACUGCAUCCACACAACGUUCAACGUGGCUUACAUCUCCGUACUCUCAGUUGCCAUGGCUCUUUUCCUGGCCAUGAUGGUUGUGUGCAACCGUAACGGCUUCCACCAAGACUACAUGUGGAUUGUGAGCUACCUGGUGAUUGGAGUUCUGAUUAUAGUGCAGGUUUUUGGAGUACUAAUGGUAUUCCCCCGCAGUGCCUCAGAGGGCAUCUGGUGGACCGUCUUCUUCAUCUACAUCAUCUACACGCUGUUGCCGGUCAGAAUGAGAGCUGCUGUGCUCAGUGGAGGCGUGCUGUCCGUCAUACACGUAGUGACGGCCUGGCAGCUCAACCAAGAGGACAAGUUCCUUUUCACACAGAUCAGUGCCAACGUCCUGAUCUUCCUGUGCACUAACAUGAUCGGGAUCUGUACCCACUACCCUGCUGAGGUCUCCCAAAGACAAGCCUUCCAGGAGACCAGAGGAUACAUCCAGGCCAGACUGCACCUGCAGAGGGAAAACCAGCAGCAGGAGCGAUUACUGCUGUCAGUGCUGCCAAGGCACGUUGCCAUGGAGAUGAAGGCUGAUAUCAAUGCCAAGAAGGAAGAUAUGAUGUUUCACAAGAUCUACAUCCAAAAACAUGACAAUGUUAGCAUACUGUUUGCCGACAUCGAGGGCUUCACCAGCCUGGCGUCUCAGUGCACGGCCCAGGAGUUGGUCAUGACGCUGAACGAGCUGUUUGCCCGCUUUGACAAGCUGGCCUCGGAAAACCACUGCCUGCGUAUCAAAAUCCUUGGGGACUGUUACUACUGUGUUUCAGGGCUGCCCGAGCCCCGAGCUGACCACGCACACUGCUGUGUAGAAAUGGGAGUAGACAUGAUUGAAGCCAUCUCGCUGGUGAGAGAGGUGACAGGUGUUAACGUGAACAUGCGAGUGGGAAUUCACAGUGGGCGCGUACACUGCGGGGUGCUGGGCCUGCGAAAGUGGCAGUUCGAUGUCUGGUCCAACGAUGUGACGCUCGCCAAUCAGAUGGAGGCUGGCGGGAAGGCGGGACGCAUCCACAUCACCAAGGCCACCCUGCAGUAUCUGAACGGGGAUUACGAGGUGGAGUCCGGUUAUGGAGGAGAGAGAAAUGCUUACCUGAAGGAGCACAAUAUUGAAACCUUCCUGGUGCUCGGCUGCAGCCAGAAAAGGAAAGAAGAGAAAGCCCUGAUGGCCAAAAUGCAGCGAGCACGUGCAAACUCUGCAGAGGGACUGAUGCCACGUUGGGUGCCUGACAGAUCUUACUCCAGAAGCAAGGAGUCCAAAGUUUACAAGAAGAUGGGCAUUGAUGCAGCAUCCAGUAAAGAAAACCGCUGCACUCAGGAGGCUUUGAACCCUGAGGAUGAGGUGGACGAGUUCCUUGGACGGGCCAUCGAUGCGCGCAGCAUUGACCAGCUGAGGAAAGACCACGUCAAGAAAUUUCUCCUUACCUUUCAGACACCUGACCUGGAGAAAAAGUUCUCCAAAAAGGUUGAUGAUCGCUUUGGGGGAUAUGUGGCUUGCACACUUCUCGUGUUCUGCUGCAUCUGUUUUAUUCAGAUGAUCGUAUUUCCAAGAACAAAACUUAUGACUGGUCUUUACAUCAGCAUCUUCAUCAUCCUCACCAGCAUCCUCUUCAUCUGUGCCAUCUAUUCCUGCAUCAAAUUCUUCCCAGCUGCCUUGCAAACAGUUUCCAAGAAAAUAGUCCGGUCUCGAGCAAACAGCACACUGGUGGGCGUUUUCACCAUCCUCCUCCUCUUCAUCUCUUCCUUUGCUAACAUGUUUAUCUGUAGCACGGAGAAACUCCGGGACUGCGUAGCCAAGGAGCAGAAUACAACCGUGACUCUCUGCCUGCUUCACAACCUCACUAAGACAGCGGGGGACGGCUUGACUCUGUGCUCCAGUCAGGUCAUGCCCUGCCAUUUUCCUGAGUAUUUCAGCUACAGCGUACUGCUGACCCUGCUGGCCAGCUCCGUGUUCCUCCACAUCAGCAGCAUCGGGAAGCUGGCUCUAAUGUUGCUCAUCCAGCUCACUUUCCUCCUGGUGGUGGAGUGGCCUCAGGUGGCCCUGUUUGACAACGCAGACCUGCUGGUCAUUGCCAACACACUGCAAUUUCCACAUGUUAAUGAUUCCCGACAACCUAGUUUCAAUGAAACUGCUGAACAGUGCCUGGAUGACGUGUACAAGGUAUCCCUGAAGGUCAUGACCCCUGUAGUCCUGAUGGUUUUUGUUCUGGCUCUCUACUUGCACGGCCAGCAGGUGGAGUCCACUGCACGCCUUGACUUUCUCUGGAAGCUGCAGGCCACAGAGGAGAAGGAGGAAAUGGAGGAGCUACAGGCUUAUAACCGCCGCCUGCUCCACAACAUCCUACCCAAGGACGUGGCUGCCCACUUUCUUGCGCGGGAGCGUCGGAAUGAUGAGUUGUACUACCAGUCCUGUGAGUGCGUCGCUGUCAUGUUCGCCUCCAUCAGCAACUUUUCAGAGUUUUAUGUGGAGCUGGAGGCGAACAAUGAGGGGGUCGAGUGUCUCAGGCUGCUUAAUGAGAUCAUCGCGGACUUUGAUGAAAUAAUCAGCGAGGACAGGUUUCGUCAGCUGGAGAAAAUCAAAACCAUCGGCUCUACGUACAUGGCAGCCUCUGGCCUCAAUGACUCCUCUUACGACAGAGAAGGCCGCUCUCACAUCCUGGCUUUGGCAGACUACGCCAUGAGGCUCAGAGAGCAGAUGAAAUACAUCAACGAGCACUCUUUCAACAACUUCCAGAUGAAGAUAGGGUUGAACAUGGGGCCUGUUGUAGCAGGGGUGAUAGGAGCCAGGAAACCCCAGUACGAUAUCUGGGGGAACACUGUCAAUGUGGCCAGCCGGAUGGAUAGCACAGGCGUGCCUGACAACAUCCAGGUGACCACAGACUUGUACCACGUGCUAGCCAGCAACGGAUACAAGCUGGACCGCCGAGGAGUUAUUAAGGUGAAGGGGAAAGGAGAGAUGACCACUUACUUCCUCACCAGCGGCCCCCCGGGGAGUGAACGACAGACCAGCUGACCACAGUCACCCCACUCCAUCGAUUCAGCAGAGACUGCAGACGCACUGAGGGGUCAGCGUGCCAGUGAGCACUGAAGCGCGGCGCAAACACGCUGGGGACAGGACAUGACCAACAGAGACAAGGCUGUAUAUUGUCACAUACUCAGACAAGCACACAUGUACGGCAUUGUUCAUGUUUGAAAGUUUUUUUUCCAGCUGCCCGAGAGAUAAUGAAGCCCAGUUGCCUUAGGACGGAAGUGACUAUGCUUGUUUUUAAGCAAUAGUACUUCAUCUCGAUCUGUUUUUCAUCCGGAGUCAUUAUUUAUUUUUGUGAAAUAAACUAAUUCUUAAAAGAAAAUAUGCAAGGACAACAUGAAGGAAGAUAAAAAAAAACCAAAGAACAAAUGUUUGAUAUGAAACAUACACUGACGAUUCUGUUCAAAAAGUACAAAAACCUUAUUAGGUUUAUUAUUCCUCUUUCGAGAGCAACAGCCACGGAAACUUCUCUGUUGAUGACAGGGAUUAACUUUUAUUUUGUGGACUUGUUAGUGACGGAGAACACACAUGCACUGAUUUUCAGGCAUAUAUAGACAGAAGACACAAUAACCUUGGCUCGGAAGUCUGUGUUUCCUAUCAGGGCCUUCUUUUUUACCCUUCCAGCUUGUGGCCACACCGGACACAAGGCUGUUUGUGGUUCAUUCAAAUGUAAUAACUGAACGCUCACUCCCUGCAAUAUCGUUUUGGUUCAAGCCAAACACAAGAAGUCAUAAAUGAAGGAGGAAUAGCUGCAUUAAUACCACAGAACUGAGGAGAGAUUGUUAAAGUACUAUAAAACAUUUUAUACAGGUGUGUGUGAGUCAUGUAUGCAAGGCUGCGUGCGCGUGAGCACAUGUAACUGAAUGCUCCUCUGUAAAGGAGCAUACUGUAACGUUUCACUGUGAGAUUUUUAUGAAAAUGUACAAAAAUGCUUUCUUGCCAAACUAGUUGCUGCAAGGCAUGUUUUAUAUUAUUCUUCAGAACAGUGUGUCCAUUCCUUAUUUUUUGUGUCAAAACGAUCAUUUGACGAGAGUUAUGUCUGCUGCGCCGUGUACUGGACUGUGAUUUUGACUGAUUUCAUUCCCAAUGGAAUAAGCAAUGUUUUUCUUUUGUUUUUGGAUUGUGUUAAACAUGUGAAAGUACACUUGUUUUUUUCUCUGACAGCUUCAAGAUAAGUGUAUGCAGAAAUUGUCCAUCUGCUAUGUAUUGCCUUGAUAGAAUGCAGUACCGGUGUCCUCAUCCUUCAUGGACCACUCAUCACAAUUUUACACAGCAGCAGUAUUCAAUCUUGGAUUAGGACUUAAAAAAGCUUUUUAAAACCACAUAAAUUGUCAGUUUGAAACAAUAAUCAUAUGAAUGUAUGUAAUAAUGAAGAUUUCUGUCCACAAUGAGACUACUGAAGACAACAUUUUGGUCCACAAGAAGCAGCUUAGUCAUUGUACAAGAGGUCAAACGGUUUGGACUUCAUGUUCGCUGAAGAAAUAUUUUACAUUUGAACAAGCUUUACACUUGGUGUGGACAUGUUCACAUAUCUGUCUGCCAUCGCAAGCUGCAAAAAAGCAUCCCAUUCGCUUGUCUGUGGUGCAUAAUUCUCUCUCUGUCCUCUCAGAGGGAAAGCAGCGUGAACGCUGUUGCAUCUACCUUUAAGCUGUGGCAAAAUUUAACAACUGGUGCAAUGAUUGAUUUGGUUAGAUUCCCACAGGAAAAAAAACAAUCAAUAAAUGGCUGUUUUUGCAUUUCUGUGCUUUUCUUUGGGGGUGGGAGGUCCUGAUGCAAAACACACUUCAACCUUCUUUGAUGAAAAAAAAAAACAAAUCAGUAAAAAGCUUACUUCGCAAAAACGCCAGCCUACUCAGCGGUGCUCUAUUUGGUCCAUUUAGCGCUCAUGUCAAUCAUCAGCCUGCAAUCAAGAUUGCACUGUGUGACAGUAACAUGAGAGAUGUGCCCAUCUCCUUUUCCGAAUAACAUGGUCUACAGUUUCAAGAGGGUGAUACAGGAGAGAGUAUUUAAUUGCUUGCACAUGAAUAAUGAAUCCCUGUUGAGGCUGUUUCAAUGUUCACUUACACCACUCUUAUGCUGAGCAUUAAUUAAGUGACAUAAAUUCCUUGUAAUCCCCAAUGAAAAAGCACUAAUGUAACUAUAAUAGAAACAUGAUACAGAGUAUGCCAUUGAACUGCAUUAUCCUGACGUGUAUUUAUAAUAUUUUGAGGCCUUAUUGUUUGUAAGCCUGAAUGUGGUCUGAACUCUCAAAAAUAAACCCCUAUUGACUAUGA